Cordyceps militaris CM01 is the source of this 651-nucleotide messenger RNA. RefSeq lists its product as uncharacterized. The transcript has a single exon. The record is from RefSeq and is a predicted model, not a curated record. The coding region runs from base 1 to 651 and encodes 216 amino acids. NCBI's taxonomy places the organism in Eukaryota, Fungi, Ascomycota, Sordariomycetes, Hypocreales, Cordycipitaceae.
AUGGCCCGCAUAUGCAUAUUCGCCAUUCACAAGCCCGCAUUCAGAAGUCAAUACACAAUUACUGGCCCCAGCCGUGAUACCACAGCCACUUCAGAGCAAAUAGUAGCCAAGCUGCAUACAGUGCUGAGAAACCGCCCCUUUCUCGUCGUACACGAUGGGCCUGACACAAAGUGCCCCGUGGCGGCCGUGUCUCGCCUCCCCUCGUUUUCGACUUACUUUGAAAUUUGCCUCGGCGACAGCGCCGCGAAAGACGUGGUCUGGGAGAAGCUCCAUACGACGCACCCAUGGGGCAGGAAGCACACCUGGGGAACCAUGGUGCCGGGGGAGAAUAGAGGCAGCCCCCGCCGUCUGCAUUUGGUCUGGACGAGGACACGCAAGGUCAUAGUCGACGGCAUGGCACGCCGGCCGCUCAGCACGCGCAACUGGAAGCUCACAGAGGUGCCGCCGUCGGAGGAUGAGGAUGGGCGCCGGAUCGGCAGCGGUACGAGCUGGACGACGCUGGUAGGAACCGAGCCCAUUUUGGCCGUCUUCACCAGCAGCACGGAACUCGGCAAGUGCGGAAACCUGCAAGUCAACGUGGACCACGGCCGGGCCUUUGACCUGAUGCUGCUGACGACAUGCCUGUCGCUCUACUCGGCCGGACUAUGCUGA